AUGACCACUAAAGAUUGUACCUCCACGACUUGUGAAGAUCCUAGAGAAUGGGACAAAGUCGCGGUGGGAGAAUGGGUGAGAUCACUUGGGCUUAACGAUCUGGUUGGCAGCUUUUUGGACAACGACAUUGAUGGGACGGUACUACUGAACGAAAUCUCGAGUGAAAACGUCUUAAGGGAGGAGCUGAAUAUCACCUCCUUUGGUAAACGGAGAAAAAUAUGGAGGGGAAUACAAGGGCUGAGGAAGAUGCUGGGGAUAGAUUACAGCUUCUCGGCAUCCAGCAGCCCAACUGCAUCCCUCGUCACCCAGCAAUCCGGGGCAAACACCCCACCGGGUUCCGUCCCUGCCGCUUUUUCUAUCGAUACACCAAUGUUCCCACUGUUGCUCCCAACAUACUCGAUUGCGGAUGCCUCUUCAUUCCCACUACCAAACACAGCCGAGGGUUCUCUAGGGUCCCAAGAAAGCAUUAAGCAAGAAUUUUCCAGGUCAUAUAGUACAUCGGAAGUACCAGGCGACCUACCGUCAACGCGAUCAGAGCAGCCUAUUUCGGGGCCCAAAACUGAUAUGGGAAUUGCCAGCGCCCGUUCAGAAAAGUAUUGUAAUUCGCAAAGUACCGACAAGUCCAUAUGUCCACGCUAUGAUGACGCCAUGGAUAUCGCCGCGCUAUUUUUUGAUAGAUCCGCGCGCAAAGUAUCCCAGGAAGUUCAUGAUGACAAUGAUGACUUUGUGUUUAUUAGGAAGCGAGCUACUCGGCCACCGUUUUCAUUGUGUCAGACAAUCGCCCAGUCCGCCAUCAAAAGAAUGCUAAGACAGCCAAACCUGACGUAUGACGAGCCACAGUACCGAGAAACCUCGCCUGACGGUAGCGUAAUUGCAAUUUGGAGACCGCCUCUGAAGACUGCCAAUCAUUGGGUGCGCUUGUUUAAGACCAUGAAUGGCGAAGUCAAAGAUGUGGUAGAUAAUUCCGGUCGAUAUGCAAAACCCGAGACUGACUAUGUGGAAGAUGCGGAGCCCAGUCACAUGACAAUCGGGAACUCAAAGGCACCUGUGCUUAUUAAAGGCCACGGCUUCGCACCACGGGUCCCCGGGGGAUAUGCAUGUAAGCGCCAGCGCCUGGAGAAAGAAGACGAUGAUGAAGUCUUGCCCCUGUAUGGAGAUUCUGAGACUGACGAUUACGAAAAUGACUCCGAAUGGGAAGAGGAAUGCCAAGAAGAUGAGCGAGCGGAGAUAAGGCGCAAGGGGAACUCUGCCACUUUUCAAGCGGAGGCUAGGUCUAUUUCCGAUCCGAAUGCGUCAAGUUUGAGGGAACAAAUGGUCACAAUGGAGAUGGAAGUGAAUGAGGAAGAGGCAGAAGAGGAGAAACAAGGCGAACAUGACUUGGAUCACUUUGCUAGAAAUGGCAAACGGAGAGGAAUGCGAAAAUGGCCUCCGUCGUCACAGAUAGGAUCCGGUCGGAGAGAUAUGAAAACCCACCUUCCGAUCGUUGUUGGCAGUACUCGCUUUCUGUCUUCCGAAAAGAUUCAGUCAAUCAUCGACGAGGAGGUCAAAGGUUUUGAAAAUAGGUGGCGUACAAGGGAAUUACCAAAGUUGGAAAAAAAGGCGUAUAAGCUUUGGAAAAAUGAGCGAUUUCUUUUGGAGGACAAAAAACUGGCGUUAGAGGAUCUACAAACCCGAAGAUUUGCAAAGCAACUUGACGGAUAUUUGUCACAUAAGUGCAGUAGCGUGCGCGAGAUCAGAGCUAAAUGCGCCAACCUGGAGGCGACGGUAGAGGAAAUGUGCAGUUUGAAGUGGAUGAUCGAGCUCUUUGAAGGAGAAAAGCCUAUAAAGCCGGUGUCAGAGAAGGUUGGUGCUCCCCGACGGAAGCGCGACAAAUCCGCCGCUUUUGCAAAGGAAGAUGACCACUGGAGUGAUUUCAUAGCCAGCGAGGAUGAAUAUGGCGAAACGGGCAUGGAGGUGGAGGGAACGUCCAGUGAUGAGGAACGUAUAGAUCGUGAAACCUCCUCAACGCAUAUAGAUCAACCGCGUUCGCCAGUUCGAUGGAGUAAGCGGAAGUCUGAUGAUCAACCCACGUCGCCGGAAGCAGAUGUUAAUGGAGGCACCGGCACAAAUGCCUUGUACGAAGAGCCGUCAGAUCAAGAAACGAAUGAAGAGGAAUUCGAAAUGUCGCUCAUACCAGAAUCAGAACCACUCGAUUGGGAAUUAAAUGCACUGCCAGAAUCUCAACCUGUGGUGAAGUUGACCGCCCUGCCAAGCUUGGGCAAUAGAUCGCGAAUCAAAACCCCGAAUGCGCGCCCUUCAGCUUCGAUGGACGUGGCCGUCGAAAACCGAGAGGCAUCUCUCGAAGAGUCGGAUGAAGAUGUACUAAUAACUGGGUUUACUUUUCCAGUUCAGCAAGGCCAACCCUCCUCCAGAUCUGUCAAAGGCGAGCAGCAUGGCUCAGCGUCCGAAUCCAAAUUUUCCGAUGUAGCCUCCACUGGCUCAGUUGGGAGAAACGGUGCUGGUACGGAAGGCCAGAAAUACCGCGAUCCGAUCCUCAUUGAAUCGGAUGAUGACAAUCGGGGCGAUCUUCAGUCAGAAAAGGGGACAUCUGCUGGCAGGAGACCUUCAUUGGUCCUGGCUGAUCUUCGCGCCGCCCAAAAAGCUUUCUCAGAGGAUCAGAAAGAGAAGAUCGCUGGCGGGCAGCAGGGAAACAUCAGGAAUAAUGUAAAUAGCACGUCGGGGUUGCCAACCAGUGGCGCGAAAUCUAAACGAGAAGCUAAGUGGAAAGAUCGUGAGACAGCUGGCCGCAGCAGACACAAGGAAAAUGAAUUUCAAAGGAAGAUUGAUAAGCACUUUCUCUCACGUUGGGCAAACGAACCUGUGGAUGAAGUUUACGCAAGGGUCAAGAACAUACGGAAUAAGUCACUACUUGGCGAGAUUCCUACAAGCUCAAACGCGCAUUACGAUCUUCAACUUAUCACUGAACACAUAGUUUUCCUCUCUCAAAUACGUAGUAACCGUCAGCUGGCCCACUCUGACCAGAGGCCCGUAUGGGACGCGCGUGCGGAAAUGCUCGACAUGUGGCCUGACGACGCGGCGGCUAAAGAAGGCAUAAAUCAAUUUAUUACUUGGCGUCUUGAAAAUGUUGAGGAAAACGAGGGGUCCAUAAGCGACCAAUCACUUACGGGUGCCGAAAGUUCAAGAGAAUCCAGUGAUCUGUCAGGUGGAGAAUCACACAGCGGGCAGCUAGAAUCCAGCCUCAAAAAACAGCGCCUGUUUAUCGCUGAGGACGAUGAUAACAACUCUAGCACUGGGAUAUUGAGUAGUAAAUCAUCGGAAGGAGAUGUCGGACGAGAAAGAAUCUCCAUAAAUGGCGUAAAACGAAAAAUAUAUCGUCCGUCCAUUCCGAACAGAAAGAAAAGCAAAUCUUCCAACAGACGUGUGCCUAGCGAUGACAGCUCAUCUGAUACCGAAGUAGUGUACAUAGACAGUGAUUCGGCAAGUGAUGGUGCUACCGGCAGUCGUAGGCAGAAGGGGCGCCGAGAGAUCAAGGAGAUCAGGCCUAUGAACGAUCUCACCCGCAGAAUCCAGAAACAAAGAGGGGAACAAGAAGAAGCAAUUCGUCGCAGGGCCAAAAUACAAAGCAGUCGUUUGAGUCUCACGGAGCGAAAGAUCAUUGUCAAUUUGGGGCACGACGAGUCAGAAGAGGAUAUUCUUGUUCCAGAUUUUAUAGCUGGAGAGCUCAAAGACCAUCAAAUUGAGGGGAUCCGCUUUCUUUGGAAGAACAUAGUGAUGCUGAAGCAGCCAUCUGCAGACGGACAGUCAAUGAGACAUGCCGGAUGCAUUUUAGCCCACGCAAUGGGAUUGGGCAAGACGAUCCAGACCAUUGUAUUCAUAUUUGUGCUAAUGCGUGAGAUCAGGGCUGACAGCAAAGCCAUUCCGGAGCAUUUGCGGGCCGGCCGAGUACUCAUUGUCGUGCCCGCCAGUGUGGUGACAAACUGGUUGCGAGAGUUCUUCCAAUGGAUACCAGAGUCUGUGAUGCAAGAUGUGCUGCGUAAUGUUGAAACACUGACGUCCAUGGGAAAGACGAUGCUGCAACGACGGAAAACAAUUGAAAAAUGGCAUUCUGAGGGAGGGGUAUUGAUUACGGGGUAUAAUAUGUUGCAGGAGCAGUGGAAGCAAUCAAAGAAGGCCAGUGACGAGUUAAUGGCAAUGCAACAGCAUGAGAUGUCACAAGGCGGCGAUCCCACUCGGAUUCAAGCGACCACGUCUAAAUACGAAAAUGUGAAAGGAUGGAUCUUUGAGGGUACUAGUCUUUUGGUCUGCGAUGAAGGGCAUUUGAUCAAGAACACGAAGUCAUUGCGGUGUCAAUUAAUGAAUAAUUUUCAAACUCCUUCCCGAAUAUGUCUCACUGGAUUUCCUUUGCAGAAUAAUCUCUCUGAGUAUUGGUGCAUGAUCGAUUUCGCGGUGUCAAUGUUCUUGGGGACUCACGCCGAAUUCCGAAAUAACUACGAAAAUCCUAUUGCGAAUGGUCUUCAUGCUGAUUCCACGGACUCUGAUCGAAUACUGUCCCGGAGAAGGAUGUACAUGUUGACGCGAUUAAUACACGACAUUGUUCUACGAAAGGAUAAUGCACCUCUGAGACGGGAGCUGCCCGAAAAAACAGAAUUUGUGAUCGUCUGCAAGCUGACGACGUUGCAGCACGAGGCUUAUCGGGCCUAUCUUCAAACGGUCGAACCUGGCUGCAGCUUCUCUAACAUCAUCGCGAGAAUGCAUCCCUUACUGUUGCUAUGUGGACAUCCAGGCGUAUUCAAGAGGGUUGUUGAUGAGAAAUUCGCAAAACUUGAAAAACUCGGAAAGUCCAUUUCUCGCGGCAAAGCGGCGUCCUCGUCCCGGCGCGAGUCAUUCGCGAGUGAGGCCCAACCUGACACAGAUUUUGCCCCCACAUCCAUUACCGCGGCCACCUCAAUAGCUGACGUCGAUCCUGAAUUGGAUGGCGACGCGGAAGAUGUUAUCCAGGAAGAUAAUGUUGAUGUGGGGUUACUCCGAACAUUGCAUCCGACUUUCGACCAUAUUUUUUCAAAGUAUCAAGAUAUCCUUUCCCUGGAACAUUCAAUCAAGAUGCAAAUCACUAUGCAGAUAGUUCACAGUGCGCGAAGAAACAAACAGAAGGUGUUGAUCUUUUCAAGAAGUGUGCCAACAUUGCAUUAUAUCAAAGAUGCCAUCGAUAAGGAAGGAAUUAAAACCUUUCUCAUCAAAGGCGAUGUCCAAGCCACGGAUCGUCAAAAGCUUAUCGACGAGUUCAACAAAUCAUCCAUAGCAACUGUUUUUGUGAUUUCCACCCAAGCCGGUUCAGUAGGCGUCAACUUGCAAGGAGCUACCCGCGUUGUAUUGUUUGAUAUAGGCUGGAACCCGUCUGAUGCCGAACAGGCAGUCGCCCGAGCUUAUCGGUAUGGGCAAAGAGAGCCCGUGUUUGUUUAUCGAUUACAGACUUGUGACACUUUCGAAACAACACUCUACAAAAACAACAUUCAUAAGCUGGGCUUGUCCAAGCAAGUGGUCGAUAAGAAGAACACGAGCAAAAACUACACGAAAGCCGAGAUGAAGAAAUAUUUUGAGCCUCCGCCUAAAGACCGAGGAUGGGAAGUCGCCCCGGAAGAAGAAGAGUCUCUACGGAAUAAAAAUGACCCAGUCCUGAAUGAUAUUCUUACUGUGUGCCGGGAAGGAUUAAUUCGAGUUAGGGAACAUGAAGACCUUUUGCAGGAGAUAGAGGAUGAAAUGGAUGAAGCUGAACGGGCAGAAGGCGAACGUGCUUUGGAGGAGGAGCGAAUACGACGAAAGGAGGGCAGACGAGGUGGCCCUCCGCCACCACCACCACCACCAUCGUCACCACCGCAAACACAAUCUACAUCAACCAUUGCAGGACCAACGCCGCUACCUGCUCCUGGCGGGCAAGCGAUAUCCACCGACCAACCUUCUCAGGGGACAGCCACACCAUUCGUUCCUGGCAGAAGUGCCCAUGUGUCGGAAGAGACUAUUCCGAUCCCGCGCACAGCAGGAUCAACCAGUUCGACAACAGUAGAAAGCUUGACAUCUCAGCCUCAAAUUGUCGACUCAAAUCUUUCCGCUCUGGCGCGAUGGACAGAGUACAAGAAACACCAGGAGCAUCUUGCCCAAUUGACUACGUUCGCCGGAAUCCAGGAAAGGCCACCAGUAUUUGUGAGUAUGUUUUCGGCAAGGCCUAGUACGACGGCCAGUGUCCCACCUGCCCCAGCGAUGACCGCGGCUCCCCUACAUAGUCCCGGCGUUGGGACCGUCGGUACCUCGAGUACAAGCGCUCCGAUGCAAAGUCCGCAUCCAAUGCACGCCCCCGCAUCAUUUUCUCAACCAACAUAUAGAUACCCUGCGACACCUGCGGGUGCUCACUUUCCCCCACCAUCCCCUUAUGGGCAGCCACGUCCUCCAAGCUACCCUGCUGACUUUUCUCAGUGGACGUCGCCAGAUUUCUGGUUGCGACAGUUUGCGAGGCCACAGGGUUGA
Molecule: messenger RNA, 6519 nt
Organism: Spizellomyces punctatus DAOM BR117
Lineage: Eukaryota; Fungi; Chytridiomycota; Chytridiomycetes; Spizellomycetales; Spizellomycetaceae
Exons: 25
Coding region: 1-6519 (2172 amino acids)
Cellular component (GO): nucleus
Molecular function (GO): ATP hydrolysis activity; protein binding; ATP-dependent chromatin remodeler activity
Source: RefSeq, a predicted model, not a curated record